Amorphotheca resinae ATCC 22711 is the source of this 2176-nucleotide messenger RNA. RefSeq lists its product as hypothetical. Bases 10 to 2118 code for a protein of 702 amino acids. The transcript has a single exon. Lineage: Eukaryota; Fungi; Ascomycota; Leotiomycetes; Helotiales; Amorphothecaceae. The record is from RefSeq and is a predicted model, not a curated record.
UUCAACAGCAUGAAUAGUCGAAAUGAUCUCGGCGAACGUAUUGAUUCUCAGCCUGACUUGCGCCGAAUACCAAGCACAUGCGACCUCCCAAGCCUCGUCCUUCCACCUCGCCGGGCCUCUGGUAAGAGCAGAGAAUCCCAGUCCUUCGCAAGACGCUCUAAAAAAAGCGACUCGGAAAACAGCGAUGUCCUUUACAUGAUUCAGGGGAAAAGACCCAAACGACGCGAUCGCUCUCUGUCCUUGAUCAGCAACAACUCUGCUCGCAGAUUGGAUGGACCAUCGGACAAGGACGCAGACUGCGAGGAAUAUAACGCUGAAGAUAAUGAGGCCGAGAAACUCUCUGGGGGCAUUAUCGAUCAGGAAAUAUUUGAGUGGCAGUAUGUGUGUCGCACAGGUCGUCCAUAUUGGUGGUCUCCCGAAUCCAAGUAUAAACGUCUGAAUAGGCUCGGACAGAAUCUGGCAAACAAAACAAACCCACGAACCUGGAGAGAGGUUGACGAUGGGCCAAAGGAAGAAUACACAGCCAGGCGCCGAGCAGUAUCUGACAGUUUUUUAGCUGAUCCGAACACGGUUGAGGAUAUGGCGCAUAUGGUCGCAGUCCGACUCUUGAGCUCAUGUUUUACUCUCCCCCCUGAUCCCAAUACCCGUGUCCCGUCACCAACUUAUAUCAUGUCAACCAAGGACAGAACUCCAAGCCUUCCGGAUUCUCGAAUGAUCAGCUCUCUCAGAAUGCAUACUGGCUAUCGAUACUCACCAUGUUUCGGACACCAAGCUCGGAACACUUCACCUGUACAACCCAGGUCAGGCACGUAUUAUGGACCUUCUCCACAUCCAUCGCCACCGCCCACUGCGCCAGGCGGACAAACUCCAGUCAUUGGGACCUCCGAGCCUUCAUCUAGGCCUCGUAGAAUACAUCGGGCGCUGCACGUCACCGAAGGUUCGGCCACAAGUUGCUCCUUGGAUAGUCACACCGGUGAGUACCUGGCACCGUACGGAGACAAUGUCGAUUUGAAUCCAACAGUCACAGCAACGGCUUGGUAUCGACGACAGGUAGCUGAUGAUGGCCAAAAAAUCUCGGAGGGGGGCCAUGAAGAGGAUUCUACCCGUCCCCCGAAAACCAACGACCGUAUGCAUUCAGCCAUUCGUUCCGAGCCUCACCACGUCCUCAUGCAACCUGUCAAAAAAUUGGUGGUAAAGAGAUGGCGGACUUUUCGACGACGUAUUGGCGGCAGCCUGCAUUCUCAAAUGCCAGCCACUGCAUCCGAGGAGCGAUUCAUAACGUCGAGUUCAGGGGUGUCAAGUCCGAGGAUGAGCAGUGACGCCAAGGAACGAAGACGUCGAGCUCGAGCAAGUGGACAUAUGGACAGUAAUAGCUGCGACAGCACCCCACACUAUAAUUCGCCUGUAAGCGGUCAUCUCAGUCCGAACGAGAGUGGUAUGAGCAGCCCAUUCUCGAUAGAUUCUCGAAACCCGUCUCCAAAAUUUACACCCACUGAUCCCCCUGCCGGGGCGGCAUCGUUGGCAUUGACUGGAGAUCAUGUAAAUGCUGCCCAGGGCCAGCGUUCAAUAUCUCUAGAUCCACCGGCCUCCUUGGAAUCUUCUCACGGUUCUCGAACCCAGAACUCCCCUAAUUUGAUCUCGGUUGGUAGUAUGAACAGCCAGGAAAGAUCGGACAUAGGGCCAGCUCAACAUCCCAACCUGAAUUCGACUUCCUCAAGCCCAUCACCAUCAGUCGUAAGAAGUCAAGCACGGCGGGGGAGGAGGAGUCUGCUUUCCGAGAUGUACACCGCCGAGGAUUUGGUAGAUGACACGAAGGCCAAAGAUGGCGACCAUAAUCUAGAUACAAGCAUUUUAGGCUCUGCUAGUAGCACACUUUGCCCUACAGAACAGACCAAAUCGACCGCGAAUAUGUCGCCACUUCAUCCCAAUGCCGACGCCCGUGGAAGUACGUCGAGUGGAUCUACGCCACGGAAACAAAGACUGUCCCGGACGAGCAUGAGUGGGACCCAAAUCUUUAGGACUGGCGAUGAAGGUGUGGAGAUCGAUGGGUUGCCGGUCGGUCCAAGCAAACAUCUGUGGGAUGGGCGGGGGAAAAGGAGGGAAAGAACGUAUCUGUGAGAAAAUUCACGAGUCUGCAAUCAAGGAUCAUUAGUAGUAAAAGAACUGUAAAGGAUGG